Meloidogyne enterolobii is the source of this 1242-nucleotide messenger RNA. NCBI's taxonomy places the organism in Eukaryota, Metazoa, Nematoda, Chromadorea, Rhabditida, Meloidogynidae. The record is from the annotation of a GenBank genome assembly.
UUUUAGAAUAAAAUUUUCUUGGAGAAAAUUGAAUUUUUCAACAUUAUGAAAGGACAGCCAUCUUCUAGCGCCCAAAUAGCUCAACGUAAUUGGAUGUUAGAAAAUAGUGUUGCUGAUUCAAUUGACGCAAUAUUUAAAUAUGACAAAGAGGAGCAGCAAAUGAUUAGAAAUGUUAAGCCAUGGGAAAAGGAUCCGCAUUAUUUCAAGGAAGUUAAAGUUUCUUCUAUUGCUCUUCUUAAAAUGGUUAUGCAUGCACGCAGUGGUGGAAAUAUUGAAGUUAUGGGUUUAAUGCAAGGACGUGUAGAUGCAAAUACCUUAAUUGUUAUUGACAGUUUUGCACUUCCUGUAGAAGGAACUGAAACGCGUGUAAAUGCACAAGCUCAAGCCUACGAAUUUAUGACAAAUUAUAGUGAAGGUUGUGAAGCUGUUGGACGUCUUGAAAAGGUUGUCGGUUGGUACCAUUCCCAUCCAGGUUAUGGCUGUUGGUUGAGCGGAAUCGAUGUUAGCACGCAAGCACUUAAUCAACAAUUUCAAGAACCUUUUGUUGCUAUUGUGAUUGACCCAAUUCGGACGAUUAGUGCAGGGAAAGUUGACAUUGGCGCUUUUAGAACUUAUCCAAAAGGUUAUAAACCCCCAGACGAACCUCAAUCAGAAUAUCAAACAAUUCCUUUAAAUAAAAUUGAAGAUUUUGGUGUACAUUGCAAACAGUAUUAUUCAUUGGACAUUACUUAUUUCAAAUCCUCACUUGAUACAAAAAUAUUUGAUGCUCUUUGGAAUACUUAUUGGGUAAACACACUUUGUUCCAAUCGUUUAAUAACCAAUUCUCAUUAUAUAACUUCACAAGUUUAUGAUUUGGCUGCAAAAUUAGAACAAAUUGGAAAUAAAAAUUCUUCAAUGUUUGGAGAAAAAUUACAAAAAGCUGUUAAAGAUGGAGAAAAAUUGGGGUGUGAAGUUUUACAUGGAAUGAUUGUACAUGCUGUUAAAAAUAGUCUCUUUUCUUCUUGCUCAAUAGCUAAAUUAACGAAAGAAAACGAUCAAACAAAAAAUUUAGAAAAGGACCAAGAAGAAUCUAGAAAAUUGGAAGUUAUUUGUGAUUACAUACAAUUGCCUGAAAUUGUAGCAAAAGACGAAAAAAUAAUUGAAGAAGAAAUGUCAGCAGAAAAUAAAGAGAAAGAAGAAGAGGGGAUUGAUGAAAUUAAUAAAGGGGAUUGCUCAAAGAAUGUUACCCCAAUGGAAGAAUAA